CCUCGCUCACUCACAGCAUCUACACCGAUCACCAAUUCACCAAGGCAACAACCAGAUCUCACUCUGUAGCAAAAACAAGGCGCGUUAGGCUCCAGCUCAAGAAGCAGAUACAAAGAUGGCCGCUGCAGCGAAGGCGUCGUGGAUGGUGGCCAUGAGCGUGGGCGCCGUGGAGGCGCUCAAGGACCAGGCGGGGCUCUGUCGCUGGAACUACGCGCUGCGGUCCGUCCACCGGGCCGCCAAGGCCAACGCUCCCAGCUUCGCGCAGGCCAAGAAGAAGCUGGCGCCGGCGGAGAAGAAGCGGGCGGACAAGGCGGAGGAGGGGAUGAGGACCGUCAUGUACCUCAGCUGCUGGGGCCCCAAUUAGAGCUAGGCUUCCGUGUUCAGUUCAGCCGUCCCUGUCUCGGCUUGCAGUGCAGCAACCUGGCCUGGGUUGAGACCUGAAACCUGGCCGGUUGCCUCCUGCGAUUGUAAAAUAGGAAUAGGAUCACGAUGAUGAUGAUGAUGAAAAGUUUCUUUUCCUUCACAUGAGUA
Messenger RNA from Sorghum bicolor (sorghum), 531 nucleotides. RefSeq lists its product as uncharacterized. The record is from RefSeq and is a predicted model, not a curated record. The transcript has a single exon. Lineage: Eukaryota; Viridiplantae; Streptophyta; Magnoliopsida; Poales; Poaceae. Bases 116 to 364 code for a protein of 82 amino acids.